AUGGUCUUCCACUGGUCCAUAGGUGCCAUUUCAGCCGGCUUCCUUGUUGGCGAAUUGUUUCGAAUUGCUCUAAAGAGACUUCUGCCGAGUGGUUACUACGCUUACGCGAACGAGUUGAUCUCAACAUUUCAGUUAUCCGUUUGUGUGUUCGAGAUCUCCGUCAUUGGAAAGUUCUACAGCAGCUGGAUUGCUCUCAGCUGUACCUUUGUCCUAUUAGCUUUAAAGCAUGCUGAAUUCAUUUUUGAGGGGGCUUUCGCUAAUCCUUGCGGAAUGUUAGAAGACAUCGUCUACAAGAAAGCCUACUGGGUGAAAGAAAAUAUCGCUAAAGUUAUUUUUCAACUUAUUGGCGGCCUUUUAAGCUUUCCCUUCAUACAGUUUUUGUGGAAAUCGACUUGGAGUGAAUUUCACUUCCAGCAAGUAAAGAAAGGCCUUCGAUCGACGCUUGAAGUUUCGCUCCUGUAUGGUAUUUCGAUCGAAAUUAUGGCAACGUUCGUGACAGUAAUGAGUGAUUUCAUGUCACGAGGGCACGCGCUCAAAAAGUUCAAUUCAGUGAUUCGAGCGGCUUCUGCUGUUGUCGUUUCCUACGCUCUUGCCGAAACAACCGGAACAUGGAUGAAUCCAGCGCUGGCUACUGCUCAGACCUUCGUCUAUUGCACAAGAAAAGAAGUCAUUUCUGAACAUUUAUUCGUGUUUUGGCUUGGGCCAGUAAUAGGAACAAUGGCCGCCAUUGUACUAAAUUCGCUACUGACCUGGAAUCCCAAACCAGUCGAGAUGAAACCAGAGAAGAAGUAUUGGGGAAAGAAAGACAGUCGUUCGUCAGUGGAAAACCACAAAAAUGAGGAAUUGAACCCCUCAGAAUUAAAGAAAAGACGUAAAGGAACAAAAUCUUAG
This is a messenger RNA of Porites evermanni, 891 nucleotides long. The record is from the annotation of a GenBank genome assembly. NCBI's taxonomy places the organism in Eukaryota, Metazoa, Cnidaria, Anthozoa, Scleractinia, Poritidae.